AUGUUUCGUAGUCGGAGCUGGUUUGGCGGAGGGCUUUGGAAGCCCAAAAAUCCUCAUUCUUUAGAGCAUCUUAAGUACGUAUAUGUAUAUAUAUAUAUGCAUGUGUAUAUAUUUAAAUUUUUACUUUGUCUAAAUUUUAUUUAUUGUUAUACAUAGGUAUUUGUAUCAUGUCCUGUCAAAAAAUCAAACUGUGUCAGAAAAUAAUAGAGGUUUAUUAGUAGAAACUCUUCGUUCUAUAGCUGAAAUUUUAAUAUGGGGUGACCAAAAUGAUAGCAGUGUAUUUGAUUUCUUUCUGGAAAAGAACAUGCUUUCAUUUUUUCUACGUAUAAUGAAGCAAAAAUGUGGAAGCUAUGUAUGUGUUCAAUUAUUGCAGACUCUAAAUAUAUUAUUUGAAAAUAUACAUUAUUUACUUAGUAAUAAUCAUGUAAACAGUAUAAUAGUGCACAAAUUUGACUUUAGCGAUGAGGAAGUGAUGGCAUAUUAUAUCAGUUUUUUGAAAACUUUAAGCUUGAAGUUAAAUGCACAUACCAUUCACUUUUUUUAUAAUGAGCACACCAAUGAUUUUCCAUUGUAUACGGAGGCAAUUAAAUUUUUUAAUCACUCCGAAGGAAUGGUUCGUAUAGCAGUGCGAACUUUAACUUUAAAUGUAUAUCGAGUAGAAGAUGCCUCCAUGCUAGCAUUUAUAAGAGACCGCACUGCUGCACCCUAUUUCAGCAAUCUUGUAUGGUUUAUUGGUAAUCACAUUAUAGAGCUUGACACUUGUGUUAGAAAUGAUGCUGAUCAUCAAAGCCAAAACAGAUUAUCAGAUUUAGUAGCAGAACACUUAGAUCAUUUGCAUUAUUUAAAUGAUAUUCUUUGCUUAAAUAUAUCCGAUUUGAAUAAAGUUUUAUCAGAACAUUUGCUUCACAAAUUAUUAGUUCCAUUGUAUGUUUACUCACUUAUGAGACACAAAAAUUUUCUGUGCCAAAAUCAGGAAGAAAGAAAACAUGUGAGCAUUGUUGUAGCCUUGUUUUUACUUUCUCAAGUGUUUCUAAUAGUCUCUCAUGGUCCUCUUGUACAUACGCUAGCAGCAGUAAUGCUACUGUCAGAUUUCGAAACAAUACAAACAGGUGCAAGUAAAGUACUUGAAAUGUAUGGUGAUAUAUCAUCGGAUAAACCAAUUGCUUUUUCACCACCAAAAGAAAGUUUAGAAAAAUCUUUAGAAAACUUAAGCGAGUCCUUAACAGUAUCAGAUGAACUUUAUGAAGAAGAAAAUAACUUGGAGGAAAGAAAAGAUAUUGUAAAUACUGGGAAUGAAAAUGAAGAGGUUUCAGGAAUGAAUCAUGCUAGUACAUCAUUUAAUUCUGUUUCAACAGCACAUGUACCAGUACUUAUGAGCUCUGAACAACUAGAUAUAAAUAUUCCAGCUGAAGAUUUAGAAGAAAUUAAACAUUUAAAUGUUACUGAUGAAGAAAAAGAGCAAAGAUUAGCACUAGAAAGUCCCUUAACACCUCAAACACAAAAAAAUAUAACUGAAUCAUUAUCAAAUAAACCAUUUUUAGAAACUAUCUUAAAUUCUUUAUUUUGCACAGAAAAUGAUUACGCUGCUCUAUUCGCAUUGUGUUUACUAUAUGCUUUAGCUAAUAAUCAGGGCAUAGAUCGUAAAACUUUGGAUCCAAUUUUAUGCAAUUCACAAAGUUCAACUACAACUUUAUAUAAUGAAAUUUUAAUAGAUAGACUAAUUCAUAUCAUAACAUUAAGUUGUCAAACAAAUGCUAGAGUGAGACUUGUUACUUUGGAAUUAACAAUUAAAUUGUUAAUACAAUUAGUAAUGUCUGAAGGCCAAAGUAUGUUAAAAGAUUCACAUUUAGCAGCAAUAGAAGCAGCCAAAGAGCAAAGCACGUCGUUAUUAAAAAAUUUUUAUAAGAGUGAAGACAUAUUCUUAGAUAUGUUUGAAGACGAAUAUAGCGAAAUUCAAAAACGACCUCUGAAUGUCGAAUGGUUAAUGAUGGACAGUAAUAUUUUAUUACCUCCAACAGGAACUCCAAUGACGGGUAUCGAAUUUACUAAAAGAUUACCAUGUGGAGAUGUUGAAAGGGCACGACGCGCUAUAAGAGUAUUCUUUUUAAUAAGAGAUCUAUCAUUGACUCUUAAUAUGGAAGCAGAAACACAAUUGCCACUAACGAAUCCAGCUAAUUGUAUUCAAGUUGACAACGUUCUUGAUUUAAAUAAUAGCGACAUAAUCUCAUGCACCAUUGUAUGGAAAGAUGGUCAAAAAAUUCGUCGUUUUAUAGUCAUCGAUGUUAAGCAAUUAAUUCUUGUUGAACCUGAUACUAGUAAACUAGGUUGGGGAGUAGCAAAAUUGGUAGGCUUUCUACAAGAUAUCGAAGUUGCUGGUGACAAAGAUGAUUCCAGAUGUUUAUAUUUGACAAUUUAUAAACCUUUAAGCAGUAGUACUGGCAAUCGUGUACCUUUGUUAUCAGCAAAAUUCAUUUUUGAUGAUCACAUAAGAUGUAUGGCUGCGAAACAAAGGCUAACAAAAGGAAGAAUAAAAGCACGACAAAAGAAAAUGAAUCAAAUUGCAAGAUUACUCGAUAUUCCUACAAGCAUACCACACGCUACUACGCCACCAAAUUAUGCAUUACGUGGUUUUCGCUGUGAACGAUUAGGACGUGGUCAAAGACCAAAAGAUCAUCAAUUACGUCCAAUGUUUACUGUAAAUAAAGUUCCUGGAUUCGCAGCACAAAUGCGUAGAGAAAAUGUUGCUAGAGCUACUCCUGGUCUAUCAUCAACUCCAAAACGCGGUGAUACUGCCUCAAAUGAAAAAAGUCACGAAAAUGGAUUACGAUCUCGAGAUAAUUCGCCAAAGAUGCCAAGGCCACGAAGUGAAGAAAUUCCUUUAGAAGAUAUGCGACUUCGAAAAGCAUCCUUAACUUCUAAUGGAUUAACUAUAUCACAUAUAUGCGAGGAAAAGAAAGAUGGUCAAAUUUCUGCUUGUUCAACUAAUGGUGAGCCAUCAUCUGUGAUCAGAAAACAUUCAGAAGAAACAUCGUUCACCUGUCCGCAAGAAGUGAAACCACCACGUAGAAAAGGUCAAGUGGAAACAGAAAGACAACAUCUUAAAAUUAACUUUGUACAAAAGAAAAGAAGAAAAGAUCAUAUACAUGUAUCCAACAAAACGUCAGGUAUAGAUAAAACUAGUUUUCAGUUUUAUGCUAUGUAA
Molecule: messenger RNA, 3202 nt
Organism: Heterotrigona itama
Lineage: Eukaryota; Metazoa; Arthropoda; Insecta; Hymenoptera; Apidae
Source: the annotation of a GenBank genome assembly